Molecule: messenger RNA, 3213 nt
Organism: Williopsis jadinii
Lineage: Eukaryota; Fungi; Ascomycota; Saccharomycetes; Phaffomycetales; Wickerhamomycetaceae
Gene: PIK1
Product: 1-phosphatidylinositol 4-kinase
Exons: 2
Coding region: 363-3179 (938 amino acids)
Biological process (GO): phosphatidylinositol phosphate biosynthetic process; phosphatidylinositol-mediated signaling
Cellular component (GO): membrane; cytoplasm
Molecular function (GO): 1-phosphatidylinositol 4-kinase activity
Source: RefSeq, a predicted model, not a curated record
CAAUUCGACUUAACCAAGAACAACGGAAAGCACUUAGAGAGACUCCGCUACUUCGUCAUAUUCUCAGUGGAAUCAAUUGAUGCCCGAGAAGAAUAGCGGGACCAAAAGUGAGAGCGUCCAGGCAAAGAAGGAAAACGCGCGCUGUCCAAUUCCGACAACUUUCAUUGAUCCCACCACCUUUUUAUAGACGUUAGCCGCUGGAACAGUCUCGUGGAAAAGAAUAAGGCCAAAAACCACAAAAACCCAUACAGGCCAAAAAAAACAACAACAACAACAACAACAACAACAACAAACAGUCUACGGAGACAAACUCGAACCCUUCAGAAGAGGGCGGCUAACAAUUCAACUGUUUACCAUUCACGAUGGAUCAGAGCGGCAACUCCCUUCUGUUGAGGUUCAUCGAAUCGCAGCAGUUUUCGCUGUUCAUGUGCAUUGCGUACCUCACCCGGUACGCCAAUAACAUUGGCAUCCAUCACCAUCUCUGCCAGAAGCUACGUACGUAUAAGCUAGACGACCUCAGCUUCUUCAUACCGCAACUGUGCCAAAUCCUGGUGACAGUGGAUACGGAGUCGAUGGCGCUGGAGGAUUUGCUGCUGGACUUGGCCUCGAAUGAUCCACAUUUUGCGCUGUUGACCUUUUGGACUCUUCAGGCCCACUUGACCGACCUGGCAGAUGAUCCGAAUAGCUUUGCGUUCCAAAACGCAAGAAGGGUAUUGAACACGCUACAAUACAUUCUGUUUAACGUUGGUUCUGCCCCGUCGCAGAGGUUCAGGGAGAACGUUGCGCCUGCUGUUAUUAUGACGUCGGCGAUUGCCGCGUCAAUUGGGCUACCACAACUCGGACAGUUCAUUGAGCCCGUGGCCAAGAGCCAGGGUCGUAAGCAGAAGAGCUUUGUGUUUGAAUUGGCAACCAAUUUGAAGCAGAAGAUUACUGAAAACUUGACCCUGAAGAAUACAAGGAUGAACUCCAGCUCCAGUAUGAAGUACGAUACGAUUCCAAAGUCGCCAAUUGGGGACGACUACAAGAAGAAGUUACCGCCACAGACUGAAACAACGUAUGAUUUUGAGCUGAUCGAUGCUUACGCUGACGAUAUUGAUAAGAAUCACAAGAUGAGAAACAAACUCACGAGAGAUAUACUCCGCUCGCAUUCCUUCUACGAGACUGGUCAUGAUUUGUCUACUGCAUCCUCACCAACGUUUGGUGUUGGAUUUGACCAUGAUCCAAAUACCAUGUCAAUGCCAGAUUUACAACAGACGCAAACUGGUCCAUCAUCACCAACUGCAUCUUUGAGCUCAUCCCCUGGAGAUAGGCCACGCCAUUUGAGGGGAAGAACUCGUCAUAGAAUGAACUCUCAUGGUGCCAACAUCAGAAACAUCUCACCUUCUCUAAUGAACACUCCAAGCAAGAUCAAACUACUCAAAUCGAAUUACUUCAGAUGCGAAACACAAUUUGCAAUUGCACUACAGACCAUUUCGGUGAGAUUGAGUGCAGUGCCAAAAGAGGCCAGGUUGUCAUCGUUGCGUGCAGAGUUAUCACUCAUGAACAGAGAUUUACCCGCAGAGGUGGAUAUCCCCACGUUACUACCCACAAACAGAAGGGGUAAAUUGCACAAAAUUGUACAUAUCGCAGCGAAUGAAGCAGCAGUGUUGAAUUCUGCAGAGAGAGUUCCGUUCUUACUGUUGAUUGAAUACCUGAGUGACGAUUUAGAUUUUGAUCCAACUACAAAUUCGAACAACAGACUACUCCAUGAGAAGCCAAACAACUCUUACAUUUUUGAUCUAGGUAUUAAACCAACCAGUUCGUUGUCUCCGCAUCCAACGGAUUACUUCGAAGAAGAACCGGUUGAAACAGAUUUGGGUGAUCUGUCAGUGGUGAAGUUGUCAAACAAGAAUGAAUCUGAGUUGUUGACAAACGAGAUGUUUGUUGCGUCAUCCUCAAAGGUUCCAAUCAUUGACAACGAGGAUGAACGUGGAAAGGAAUUGAACUUUAGCUCGGACCUCAAGCUGAGUUUCGAUGAAGACUCAGAUAACUCAGACUUGGCAACACAGAUGAGAAUAGCUGCAGUUAUGUUGUCGCAACUUGAUAGCGGCACCAGUUCAUUACCGUCGGAUCAGACAGCUGCUAUUAAGGCAAAGAUUAUCACAUCCAUGCAAUCCUUACAGGAUAAAUUUGGCUACAAAGAUUUGGAGGCAAUACAUGGAGCUGCUGGUGAGCGUAAAUUGGAGAAUGACUUGAAGUUAGGAGGUGUCUCCAAUAACAACUCGAACGCGUACCUCGGUGAAGAUUGGCACACUAAAAAGGAGAGAAUCCGUAAACAGAGUGCCUAUGGACACCUCGAUAAUUGGGAUUUGUGCUCAGUGAUUGCCAAGAAUGGUGAUGAUUUGAGACAAGAAGCAUUUGCCUCCCAGGUGAUCCAAGCGAUGGCGUCUGUUUGGAAAACGUCAAAUAUUCCUGUAUGGGUCAAGAGAAUGAGAAUCCUUAUCACGAGUGCCAACACUGGUCUUGUGGAAACCAUUACCAAUGCCCUUUCCGUCCAUUCUAUCAAAAAGGAAUUGACAAAACUCUCGAUUGAGAGUGGUGAUAAUCCAAAGGGAAAAAUCAGCUCACUGACAGAGCACUUUGAGAGGUGCUUUGGGGAACCAUCGUCGUCAAAGUAUAAGCGCGCACAAGAUAACUUUGCAAUGUCCCUUGCCGGUUAUUCUGUCAUUUGUUACAUUUUACAAAUUAAGGACCGUCACAACGGUAACAUCAUGCUGGAUAACGAUGGACACAUUAUUCAUAUCGAUUUUGGUUUCUUGCUCUCUAACUCUCCGGGCUCUGUCGGUUUUGAAGCUGCACCAUUCAAGCUCACUAAUGAAUAUAUUGACUUGCUUGGCGGUCUUGAUGGAGCUCCAUUCAUCAAGUUCAAGAAGUUGACCCAAGAUGCAUUUAAAGCUUUGAGAAAGCAAGCGGACCAUUUGAUCACGAUGGUGGAAUUGAUGCAAAAGGAUAGCGACUUGCCGUGUUUCAAAGCAGGGUCUCAGACAUCAGUCCAGUUUAGACAGAGAUUCCAGCUGCAUUUGACCGAAUCGGAGUGCGACGCCUUUGUUGAAAACUAUCUAAUCGCAAAGAGUAUAAAUAGUGUCUACACAAGGCUCUAUGACCAGUUCCAGUUACUUACUCAAGGUAUUUAUAGUUGAUUACAUUUUAUAAAGUUUUUAAAAAAAGUUGUAC